Messenger RNA from Kickxella alabastrina, 594 nucleotides. Its product is annotated as regulator of chromosome condensation 1/beta-lactamase-inhibitor protein II. Lineage: Eukaryota; Fungi; Kickxellomycota; Kickxellomycetes; Kickxellales; Kickxellaceae. The transcript has 2 exons. The record is from RefSeq and is a predicted model, not a curated record. Bases 1 to 594 code for a protein of 197 amino acids.
AUGGGCUGGGGCGCCGACGGCCAGCUGGGCACCGGCACAGCGGGCGACUCAAUGCCAGGGAUACCGCAGGUGGUCUGCAACCUGCCGUUUCCUAUUGAGCAGCUAUCGGCUUCGACGGAUUUUGCGCUGGCGCGGGACUCCGCCAAUAAUCUGCGAUACUGGGGGAACGCCGAGUAUGGCCAGGCGAUGACUGGCGCGCCCAUUGACCAGGUGCUCACCCCGCUAUGCGUCCCCUUGGUGCCACAUUGCGCGCCUAUCCGCGAUAUUGCCGCCGCCGGCACGCUUUCCUUGGUGCUGGACUACGGCGGCCAUGUUUUUGUCUGCGGGUAUGGCGCCCUGGGCUUGGGCCCCCGCCUGCGCAAUAUUGUGCGCAUCUGGGCAUCGACCGAUCGCUGUCUGGCCAUGGAUGAUCGCCGCCGCCUUUACUCGUGGGGGCUGGCGAACGCAAAGGGCCGCCUGGGCGUGGUCAAUGGGUUUGCCCUGCAAAAUGUCUUUGAGCCAACGCUUUUGGAUAUUUCUCCGGACCUUGUUGAUCCGGAUCUUAUCGCUCUGGGCAAUGACAUUGCUAUUGUUGUCGGCCCCCACUGUCCCUGA